AGACACAGCGAUCUACGUUACAGUUGCACUGGAGAGGGUGUAUGACGAAAAGAGGAAAACAGACAGUUCAUUUUCUAUGUCAAUGUUUGUGACUAUAAUCAUCUCCGACAUGGUUUGUUUACGUUCAGUUUGACUGGUCCUGUAUGCUCCCCAAAUGCCCAUAGUUGAAAUUUAUCUAUAGUUGGAACAAAACUAUCAGGUUUACGACAGUUCUAUGACGAGUUGGGUGUCAUGACUAUGAAUGAUUGUUUUUAUUAAAAUGAUGUAGUCUGUGCCUCUUGUGAUUCUUCUGAAGAAGUGAUUUGAUCAACUAAACAAAAUGUCUCUUUUCCGAAAACCAAAAAAACAUAUACAACGGCGAGUAUUCACAGAAAAUGACGAAGACGAUGAAGAUAUUAUGGAUGUUGAAAUUCCUGCCGAAAAAGAUACUAAGAAAAAAGACAAAAAUAAACUUUCAAGUAAGAAAAAACAACCCCUAUUAAGUUUUGAAACAGAAGAAGAAGGAGAGGUUUUUCAAGUGAAGAAAUCAUCUCAUAGCAGAAAAAUAAUGAAAUUAUUUGAGAAAGAGAAGCAUAAGAAAAAAGAUAAGACCGAAAAGGAAGAAGUUAAACAGAAAGAAGUAGUUACAGAAAUUAUUACAGACGAUCUAAUAAUGAAAGUAAAUCCAAGCCACAAAAUUAAUUCAAUAUUACCAGAACCACCGCCACCACCUAUAUUAAGUGGCAGAGAUGCUCUUUGUGCAGGGAAAGAUGAUUUAUCUUCUGAAGAAGAAGAAAGUAAUUCUGCACAUAAGUUUUCCAAACCUGAUAAUUUCAAAAAAGUGUUAGAAUCUGGGGCAAUUCCAGAUGCUGCAAUGAUUCAUGCAGCUCGAAAACGAAGACAGAGGGCAAGAGAACUGGGUGGUGACUAUCUUCCAAUAGAAGAUGAUGAAGUAAAAGAGGAUACAGGAAGAUUGAUACGUGAUGAUGAACAUGAUGCCAGUGAAGAUGAAGAAAGAAUAGAUAUGGACAUUAACCCGUUAAGAAGAGAUCAAGAUAGGCGAAGAGAACAAUUUUUAGCUGCUCAGGAAUCAGAAGAAGAAGCAGAUCAAGAAAUUGAUGAAUGGGAAAAUCAACAAAUAAGAAAAGGAGUUACAGGAGCUCCCAUGGCUGUGAUGUCACAAGAAUAUAUAUAUGAUAAUAACUAUACCACUACAGUACAAUCUGCUGCUCCCCCAGUGUCAUCUUUUGCAUUUGAUUCGAACAUUCAAGUCACUCCAGAAGCUAUAGUUGAUAAACUUCGAACUCACUAUCAAACUUUGAGUACUUCCAGAGAUGCACAUGCAGUAAAACUUCAAAAAGUUAGUAAUAGGCUUGUUGAAGCAAACGAAGAACUUGAAGAGCAAAAGAAGCGCGCGCCAGUAGCUGCAGAACGGUUCCGAUUUUAUCAAGAAUUGAGAGGCUAUGUGACUGAUCUUGUAGAAUGUUUUGAUGAAAAGGUUGCAUUAAUUGCAGAUUUAGAACAGAGAUCAAUUGACUUAAUGGCUCGAAAAGCAAUUUGGUUGAUAGAACGUCGGAGACAAGAUGUACGAGAUCAAGCAGAAGAAGCAACUCUUGCAUAUAAACCUAAUUUGGUUCGUAAAAAUGUCGAAGAUGAGGAAAAAACGCGAAGAGCAGCUGAAAGAGAAGGUCGCCGUACACGAAGGAGAAGAGCUCGUGAACAAGGAGGGCAACAGAAACAUGUAGAAGGAAUGUCAAGUGAUGAUGAAAUUUCGCAACAAGACAUGCUUGGCUUUGAUAAAGAUAGAGAACAAAUGGAACUUGAAAUUCAAGCCGUAUUAGAAGAUGUAAUUGACGAUUUUUCGUCAAUUGCAAAUAUUUUGAUUAAGUUUGAACAAUGGAAAGAAACGGAUGUCACUGCAUAUAAUGAAGCUUAUGGUACUCUUUGUUUGCCGCGAAUAGUAACCCCUCUUAUUCGUUUAGACCUAUUAUUUUGGGAUCCUUUGACUGAAUCGAUGGAAUUAGAGAAAUUAGAUUGGUACCGUACUUUGGCACUGUAUGGUUUACAUGACAACGAGACAGAAAACGACCUUAACAAAGACCCUGACGUCAGUUUGUUACCUAAAGUAAUUGAUAAAGUGGUUGUACCGAAACUGACACAACUUGUAGAUAGGUGUUGGGAUCCUCUUUCUAGUUCGCAAACUUUAAGAUUAGUAGGAACGAUAAGUAGAUAUAUACGACGGUUUCCAACGUUAGGACCCGCGAGUAAAUCAUUACAAAAUUUGUUUAAUGCUAUUUUGCACAAAUUGAAGGAAGCCUUGGAGCAUGACGUUUUUAUUCCGAUUGUUCCGAAAUUUGCCGAAACGAAGAUGCCAUUCUUUCAAAGACAGUUCGCAAGUGGUCUUAAAUUACUUAGAAAUAUUACGAGCUGGCAGGGAAUUUUAAAUGACAAUACUUUGAAGGACUUGGCAUUAAAUUCUCUUUUAAACCGCUAUUUACUAAGCGCAAUAAAAAUUUGUCAACUUACUGAUGCAGUAAAUAAAAUGGGAUUAAUAAGUCACAUACUUCCUCGAAUAUGGUUGCAAAACAACACUAUACAUUUGGAAAUGUUUAGCAUGUGUGUUACUAACUUAGGACAACAGCUUGAUAAAAACAAUCCAUUACAUUUGGAAUCGAUAGAAACUCUUUCAAAUAUAAUUAAAUCUCUAAGAAAUUGACAAAUUAAAAAACUUUGAUGUAAGAUAUGCAUGUAAAUAUUAACUAUAAAUAGAUUGUACGUUUGAACGUUUUAUCGCUACCUGAACAAUUGCACAUUUAAUUAGGUCCCAUCAAAUUAUUCGUAUCAAUAAAUAAAUAAACAUUCCUAAUUUAGAGCUUUUUGCUGUUUCCAUAUAAGAUUAUUAUAUUUUAGUUCUCAGGAUUAAUCCUAUGUGCAGACCUACUACAAAAACCUCUAGAAGAUUUUAUGUAUUAUAAUGCAUAAAAUGUAUCUUAAUACACCUGGUUCAAUAAAUAAAUAAAUUUCGUGAGUAGCCGAACCAAAGAUGGCCCCUAAUAUCCAUAGACAAACCAAGGUCUUUGUUCCUUGUUGCACCCAUGCGCAUAAUUUUCUGUGAUGGAAACAAAUAAAACAAUCGGAUUUAACCUAUUUUUAUUUUGUAUAAGAACUAUUUUAUUCAACUUUAGGGAAGGUUUAUGAUAAGCAUGAAAAAAAAAGUUAACAUUACAAGACAAGUUUUCAAACAUCAGCGAGUUAUAUUAGCAAGUGUAUUUUCUUUUAUUUUUGGCUCAUUAGUAACUGUUAACUUUGCUCAAAUAAAUAAAACAUGCAAAUUAGAUGAUACCGAUCGAGAAUACAAUAUAAUGAAAAACUCAAAAUUGAAGAGUGAUGAACUGGUUGUGUUAAUUUUCUCAGCUCCUGAUAAUUUAUCAAAACGUAAUGCAAUUCGGUCGACUUGGCUUCAAUUUCAACAACUUGAAGUUUCGCUGUAUACUUUCACUCAUUAUUUUGUGAUAGGGAAGCCUUCCAGAAGUGCUAAAAAAUACGAUCAUAUCGUUGAAGAACAAUCCUUUUACAAAGACAUAUUGUUGCUCCCGAUGUAUGAUGGUUACAAUAAUCUUACUGAAAAGGUGUUAAGAAGUUUUGUUUGGCUGAAAGAACAAAGAGACUUUGGUUUUAAUUUUAAAUACGUUUUAAAAUGUGAUGAUGAUUCAUUUGUAAGAGUUUAUGAUAUAUUACAUGAAAUAUCGGGAAUUGAAAACUUCUAUUUGAAUCCACAUGUUAAAUUUAGAGACCCAAAUAAUGAUAGUUUUUCUCGGUUUUUAAGUGCCAAUUUACAGAUUAACAAAAAUGUCAAAAUUAAGAAAGAUAUGAAUUUGUAUUGGGGAUAUUUCACUGGGAAUACUAAAUUAAAGAAAUCUGGGAAAUGGAAGGAGGAAGAAUGGAUGCUUUGUGACUAUUAUUUACCUUAUGCAUUAGGUGGAGGAUAUGUGCUCUCAGCAGAUCUUGUACUGUAUAUAGCAAAUAAUGCAGAUACUCUCAGGCAGUACAAUUCAGAAGAUGUAAGCGUUGGGACUUGGUUAGCACCUGUUACAAAUACAGUACGUAUUCAUGAUGUCAGAUUUGAUACAGAAUGGAUUUCACGAGGUUGUCAAAACUAUUAUUUGUUAAUUCAUCAUGUGUCUGAAAAACAGAUGCACGAGUUCUAUUACAAUAUGUUAACUACAGGCCAUUUAUGUACAAAUGAAAGUCUGAUUAGGAUACCAUACCUAUAUGAUUGGAAAAAGCCAAAUAGUGAAUGUUGUAUGAAGACUGAAAAGAAAGGCAGCUUACUAGAUAACAUAAAAUCCUUCUUUCCAGUACCUAACUAAACGAGUACUUUAUUAGAUACAUACCUGCAUAUCUAUAAGUUGUUAUUUAUUGACUAAUUAUUAUAAUAUAUAAAAUGUGUAUAA
Agrilus planipennis (emerald ash borer) is the source of this 4433-nucleotide messenger RNA. RefSeq names its product PAX3- and PAX7-binding protein 1. Gene Ontology annotation, biological process: mRNA splicing, via spliceosome; spliceosomal complex disassembly. Gene Ontology annotation, cellular component: U2-type post-mRNA release spliceosomal complex; nucleus. Gene Ontology annotation, molecular function: DNA binding. The record is from RefSeq and is a predicted model, not a curated record. Lineage: Eukaryota; Metazoa; Arthropoda; Insecta; Coleoptera; Buprestidae. The transcript has 5 exons. Bases 320 to 2695 code for a protein of 791 amino acids.